This is a messenger RNA of Doryrhamphus excisus (bluestripe pipefish), 2712 nucleotides long. RefSeq names its product cyclin I (gene ccni). Lineage: Eukaryota; Metazoa; Chordata; Actinopteri; Syngnathiformes; Syngnathidae. The record is from RefSeq and is a predicted model, not a curated record.
GUUUGUUUCAUUCCCUCUCCCCAGUCCCUCCUCGGAAGUGGACACUUGCUGUCUACAUUCCCUUUAUUUAUUUUUAUAUUUUGCAACAAAAUCCCCAAAUGGAAGCCAAGAUGGACGACUGAGCCUCAAAUCGCCCCCCCUAUUUCACCAUUUAUUUAUCAAUGAACUGAGAGGACCGGAUGAAAUCCAACUGGGGUUUUCUCCGCUUCGCAGGGGAGGUAGCUGUAUCCAGUGGGGAGGAAGGCUUGACCGGGGUGGGAAAGAAUGAAGAUCACCGAACCCUGGGGAGUCCACAGGCUGGCUUUUCUUCUAGAAAAAGCCAUGUCGAGGGAAGCCAAGAUGUGGAAGGGCUAUGUGGCAAAGAAGCCCUCAUCACAGGAUACAGAUAUCUCCCCAACUCAGCGGGAUGAAGCGGUGUGCUGGCUUUUGGAGCUCCACAGCAGGCUGCAGCUGUACCCAGAAACCCUGGUGUUAGCUGUUAGCAUACUGGAUCGUUUCCUUGCUUCCAUCAAGGCCCGUCCAAAGUAUCUGCGCUGCAUCGCCAUCGCCUCCUUUUUCCUGGCUAUCAAGACCUGUGAGGAAGAUGAGUGUGUUCCCUCUCUGAGGGAGCUGGCUGCUUCCUGCAGCUGUGGCUGUUCUCCAUCAGACAUCCUGAGGAUGGAAAGGAUCAUCCUUGACAAACUCAACUGGGAUCUGCACAAUGCCACGCCGCUGGACUUCCUGCACGUAUUCCAUGCAAUGGUCUUGUCAUGUUCCUCUGGGCUUUUGGACUCCUUGAUGGGACUGAACCGGUCCCAACACCUUGCCCUGCUCACACGCCGACUCUACCACUGUUUAGCAGACCACACACUUAUUAAGCUGAGAGGAUCCAUGCUGGCCUUGGCUAUCCUCACUCUGGAGCUGGAGACCUGCUGUCCCGAUUGGCUGGCUGUCACCAUCGAGCUGCUAAAGAAGGCCCAGAUCGACACCUCUGAGUUGAUCCGAAGUCGAGAGCUUGUUGCUUGGAGUCUUUCGGCACCGAGUGCUGCCCUGCCGCCAAACACCGUCUACAUCUACCAACCCGGUCAGAACCAAACCACCCUGCAAGCUCCUACCCAGGACCCUCCUGGGAGCGUCACCUCCUCCACUGAGUCUUCCACACCAGGCCGGCCUCAGACCCCAGCUGGAGAGGAAGGGGUGUGCCAGCAGCCCCGCGGCUCUCCCACCUCCUCCAACGACGGCAGCCUCCCAGCUCUCCUCUCACCUCCCAAGUCCUCCUGUCAUCGUAACCACCUGCACAAGGUCACGCUGCGCUGCAAGGUGUCUACAAAGCGCAAGGUGGAGGAGAUGGAGGUGGAUGACUUCUAUGACGGCAUCAAACGCCUCUACAAUGAAGACAUCACCGCCGCUGUCCAGGAGGGGGCGUCACCUGCAAUGGGGGCGAUAAUACCAGCAGGUGAAGAAGGCCUCCUGAUGUCCUCCCCCUGCCCGCCGCUACAGCCAGUCGGUGCCCCCUAAACGCCGGUCCAAGUCGUGCUGGUCAGAACCAUCCCAUUGCUGUCGUUAGCGGCAACACCAUCAGAGGUUUGCGUUUACAUAAGAAGCAGUAGAUGCAGCUUCUCUAACAUCCUCAGUGGUUUAGAUGGUUUGGAUUAGCACAAAUUGUCUGUUCAGGUAGACCUGAGCUCCCAUCACCCCCUUCGGCCAGAAAACAGAGCCCCCAAAAAAAUACUAAAAAAAAAAAAAAUCUGCUGCUAUUAUGACAUUUGUUUGACAAAUACAAAAAAAGUAUAGAAAUAUAAAAGUAUCCCUUAAAAACGUAUUCACGUUUGUUCACUUUUAUUUGUUGUUAACCCCUUAAUUUAAUGUUCCCCUCAUCGCUGUUAACACAAACAGAGAAAAAAGUGACGUAUUUAGCAACAUGCACUUUUUCCUCAUAAGAUGCUUCAUAAGAUGGCCAUUUAAAAGUCUGUGUUGUCUAUCCUUUGCCAUUCCCUCUAUCAGCUUGUUGGAACCAAGGCUUCUCAGGGUGUUUUGGUGAUGCAUUUGAGUUUCAACUGGACAACUGAUUACAAAACUGAAAGUUUUGGCAGGUUUGUACCAACCUCACCUUUAACCAGAAGCUAUAAUACAACCGUAAAGUUAUGACUGCUGUAGAAAAGUCUUGUGUUCUGCCGGGACACACACACUGGGGGAAAUAAGCACCGUAUUUGAUCCCCUGCUCGACUUGAAAGACACGAACACUCCUUCCUGUUUAUGCUAGGUUUCAAAAUAAACAUAAAACCAAGCACGUAAACAUCCUAAACCUAAACUACUGUGGAACUUAAUUUCAUUGAAAAUCUGUGGUGAUAGUAGAAAUAAUGAGUUGCCAAGAAACAGCCUCAAAACUGGCCUUCAUCCUUGUGAAUUUUAUUGUUUAUUGUCACAAUAAACCCAACAUAUGGACUGUUGAUGUCUUUGUAAGUGUGUAGCAGGGAUCAAAUACUUAUAUGUGAUGGAAGAGGCAUACUGCCAGCCAGAGAGAUUGAAAUUCUACUUAAUAUAUUCUCAUGUCGUAAACCAUAAGGGCAUUUUAACAUGACGCAACAUAAAAGUGUGCGUGUCUGAGUUUAAUCCAUAGAUGUUUUUAUUACUGCAAAAAGCUCUGUUCUACUUCCUGGAGGGGCCCGUUGGAUGCAGCUCUUUGGUCCCUGAAUGCACCUUGUGGCACAAAUAGAGUAUGAAAACAAACAA